CGCGCCUGCCUCUCACCUCCAUAUCGUCCCUGCAACACGAGGAACAUCCGCAAUCAUGUCAGUAGGUUUGCUCACCGAGGGCGCUAUUAUGAGGCUCGCUACUUGUGACGACGAUGACGACCUCUUCAACUCCGGUGUCGUUCUGCAAGCCCUGUCGGUCAAAAGCAUCAACGAGGGCAAGGAAGGCAAGCAGGGGGAAAAGCCUGCACCCAAGUCGGGUCAGCCUGAGCGCCUUCGCAUUAUCCUGUCGGACGGCGAAUGGUUCAUGCAAGCCAUGCUUGCCACGCAGCUGAACGAUGUCGGAAUCGAGAAGAACUCGAUCGUGCGUAUAUCACGCGCGUCGCGUAAUAUAGUGCAGAACAGGAGGCUUGUCAUUGUUCUUGGCCUGGAAAUAGUCCAGCAUUGCGACGAGAAGCUGAGGAGGGAUCCCAAUGAUGAGAAACAACCGUAUACCCUACCGUCCGAGUAUCUCAAAGUCAAGCCGGACGGAGAGAACGGCCAGUCACCAGCCCCUCAAUCGAAGCCCGCCGCGGCGCCUAGCACAUCUACCGUCCCCCGCACUGCGACACCUCAGCUGCCCGCUCAGCCCCACCGCGACAGCAAGAACACGGCGCCUAACGGUCGAUCCAUCUACCCCAUCGAGGGUCUUAGCCCCUACCAGAACAACUGGACGAUCAAGGCGCGUGUUACGCAGAAGUCCGACAUCCGCAGGUGGUCGAACCAGCGCGGAGAGGGCCGCUUGUUCAAUGUCACCUUGAUGGACGACACGGGCGAGAUCCGCGCCACCGGUUUCAAUCAGGCUGUGGACGAGUUAUACGAUAAGUUCGAGGAGGGGAAGGUGUACUAUGUAUCGAAGGCACGCGUCAACCUCGCCAAGAAGAAGUUCUCGAACGUCAACAACGACUAUGAGCUUAGUCUGGAGCGUAGCACGGAGGUCGAGCCUUGCUUGGAGGCUGCCGAUGUGCCGACUAUCAAGUACAACUUCGUCAAGCUUGACGCUCUGCAAGAGGUCCCCAAGGAUUCCAACUGUGAUGUUAUUGGCGUCGUGAAGGAGGUCGGCGAGCUGUCCGAGAUCACGACGAAGACGACCAACCGUACGAUGAAGAAGCGCGAACUAACGCUGGUCGACGACACCGGCUACUCCGUCCGCGUCACCCUCUGGGGCAACACCGCCGAAAAGUACGAGGAGGAAGGACACCCCGUCAUCGCUUUCAAGGGCGUCAAAGUCGGCGAUUUCGGCGGCCGCUCCCUCUCCAUGCUCAUGUCGUCCAUGAUGUUCGUCAACCCGGACACCACCGAGGCCUUCCACCUCCGCGGCUGGUUCGACGACGAUGGCAAGACGCUGCAGUUUUCGUCGCACACGAGCGGCGGUGGCGCGGGUACCGGGCGCGGCUUUGACCGCGACGACCAGCGCACGUUGAUGGAGAUCAAGAAUGCGAAUCUGGGGAUGGGCGACCAGCCGGACUACUUCUCGUCGAGGGCGACCAUCAUGCACAUCAAGGACAAUAACUUUGCGUAUCCGGCAUGCAGGAGCCCAGACUGCAACAAGAAGGUCGUAGAGAAUGGGCCCGGUGAAUGGCGCUGCGAGAAGUGCAACGUGUCGCAUUCGUCGCCAGACUAUCGCUUUAUGCUGCAGCUCGCCGUCGCGGAUCUGCACGGCCAAGCAUGGUUCCAGGGCUUCAACGAUGCCGGUCAGGUCAUCUUCAAUAGGUCGGCGAACGAGAUCAUGCAGAUGAAGGAGUCGGGCGAUGACGACGGCUUCCUCCGCGCCUUCGCACAAGCGAACUAUCAAGCCUUCAACUUCAACUGCCGCGCAAAGGCCGACACAUGGAACGACGAGACUCGCGUUCGGUACGGCAUCACGAAGGUUGAGCCUGUGGACUUUGUGAAGGAGGCGCAAUACAUGCGCGACAAGCUGCAGUCGGAGUGGGGUGCGGAGAUCUAAGAUUUUCAUUGCCUGUUGUUUCUUUGUCUGAUCGUCUGUCGCUGUAAACUUCGCUGUAUACUAAACCUGCAUGAACCUUCGAGACUCGAAUCCGUCUCGCCGUCCCAUCAACUCGCUCAUGCGACUUCAAACGCUC
Messenger RNA from Schizophyllum commune H4-8, 2081 nucleotides. Its product is annotated as replication factor-a protein. The transcript is spliced from 7 exons. Gene Ontology annotation, cellular component: nucleus. The coding region runs from base 56 to 1945 and encodes 629 amino acids. Lineage: Eukaryota; Fungi; Basidiomycota; Agaricomycetes; Agaricales; Schizophyllaceae. Gene Ontology annotation, biological process: DNA recombination; DNA replication; DNA repair. The record is from RefSeq and is a predicted model, not a curated record. Gene Ontology annotation, molecular function: DNA binding.